This is a messenger RNA of Parascedosporium putredinis, 1365 nucleotides long. The record is from the annotation of a GenBank genome assembly. Lineage: Eukaryota; Fungi; Ascomycota; Sordariomycetes; Microascales; Microascaceae.
AUGGGCAUUCUGCCCCCGUUGGACGUGGAGGACAGCUUGUCCGAUGAAACCGCCGUGCCAGUGUUCCACUCCCGCCUCGCUCGAGCGCUCGACCGCCCGCUCUUCCCAUGGAAGAAGCUCAUCAUGGGCUUCGCCGUCGGCGAAUACCUCCUCGACACCUUCUUGACCCUCCGCCAGUACCGCGUCCUUCAGAAGCCCAAGGUCCCCAAGGUCCUCGAACACGAAGUCACCCAGGAAGUCUUUGACAAGUCCCAGGAUUACGGCCGCGCCAAGGCCCGCUUCUCGCUCUUCAACAACCUCUACGGCCUCGUUCAGAACCUCGCUUUCAUCCACUUCGACGUGCUCCCCAAGAUGUGGGAUUUCGCCGGCGACCUCCUCCUCCGUAUUGCGCCCGAGGGCUACCGCGGCGAGAUCUGCCAGUCCAUUGUCUUCGUCAUCGCUUUUACCGUCCUCAACCAGGCCCUGUCACUCCCUUCCACCAUUUACCACACCUUUGUGCUGGAGGAAAAGUACGGCUUCAACAAGCAGACGCCCAAGCUCUUCGUGACCGACCUGAUCAAGUCCAACAUCCUGACCUUUCUUCUGAUUCCUCCCAUCCUCGCCGGUUUCCUCACCAUCAUCCAAAAGACGGGUAACCAGUUCUUCUUCUACCUGUGGCUCUUCGCCGCCGGACUCCAGGCUUUCAUGAUCACGGUCUACCCCAUCUUCAUCCUGCCCUUCUUCAACAAGCUCUCGCCCCUCGAGCCCGGCGAGCUCAAGACGGGCGUCGAAGCCCUCGCCGCCAGCCUCAAGUUCCCCCUCCAGGAGCUCUCCAAGCACAUUGUCCUCUACGACACCCUCAUUGAGAAGAGCGAAAACUCCGAGGUCAUCGCCGUGCUUGCCCACGAGCUCGGCCACUGGCACGAGGGCCACACCACCAAGCGCUUCGGUAUCAUCCAGCUCCACUUCAUCUACAUCUUCACCCUCUUCUCCGUCUUUGUCAACAACGCCUCCCUCUACUCGGCCUUUGGCUUCGUGGCCCAGCGCCCCAUCAUCAUCGGCUUCCUCCUCUUCUCCGACGUCCUCACUCCCACCAACUCUGUCAUCCAGCUACUCAUGAACAUCCUCAGCCGCCACGACGAGUUCGAGGCCGACGCCUUCGCUUCCCGCCUUGGCUACAAGGCGGAGCUCGCCCGCUCCCUCAUCAAGCUCCAGAUCCAGAACCUCAGCACCAUGGACGCCGACUGGAUGUACGCCUCGUACCACUACUCGCACCCCAUCCUCAGCGAGCGCCUCGGUGCCCUCGGCUGGACUCCCUCGGAGAAGGUCUCCAAGGUCGAGGAGGAACCCUCGACUGCCAAGACCACUGGACGAGACGAGCUCUAA